CAUUGGCUGACAGAUUACUGGCGGGGCAAUGCAAAGUUUACGGUGAGUUCAAAGCUAAAAUUACUAACAUAUAACGCCGUUGUCUGCAACAUCGACGACGAUCUGAUUAAUUAAUGCCAAAUUAGACAUGGAUAGACGACUGACGACGAAUAGAAGAGUUUUGCCAGUCGCGUAGCCAGCUGUAAACUAGAGUAAGGCGCGCUUUGUUGUCAUUCACUCACUACCUGCUGUUAAGUUAGCUAGCAGCGCUCCGAGCUGAACCGAGAUGAGCUCCUCACGGGAAAUCAAGCAGCUGCAGAAAGCAAAGAGCAAAGCACAGCAAAACAACAACUUGAAGGAGGAGGCCAACAUCUGCAAUCAGCUUGGAGAGUUGCUGUCCAGGAGUGGUGAUUAUGAGGCUGCCAUUAGGGAGCACCAGCAGGAGUUGUCUCUCUCCGAGGUGCUGAACGAUGUGAUUGGACGAGCCGUGGCGAAUCGCAAGAUCGGGGAGUGCUACGCAGAGAUGGGAAACAUUGCGGCUGCUUUGAAACACCAGCGUUGUCACUUGGACCUGGCUCGCUCCGUCAGGGAUCAUGCUGAAGAGCAAAGGGCGCUGGCCACCAUCGGCCGAACCUACCUCUUCCGUUACGAAUCGGACCAGUCGAGGAGCAGUUUGGAGCAAGCGGAGGACGCCUUCAGAAAGAGCUUGGCCAUUGUGGAUGAACGUCUGGAUGGGACUGUGCCUGUGCGAGAGAUUAAAGAGAUGAAAGCACGUCUCUUCCUCAAUCUGGGUCUGGUCUGUGAUCAUCUGGGGGAUCGCAAACGCUGCAGCGAGUUCAUCCGGCAAAGUGUCUUUAUCGCUGAGAAGAGCCAGCUGCUGGAGGAUCUCUACCGCGCAAACUUCAACCUGGGCAACAUCUGCUUCCGCAACGGACAGCAGUCCAACGCCAUCCGCUGCUUGGAGCAGGCCAAGGAGUGUGCCCGGAAGAUCAAGGACAAGUUCAGCGAGAGCGAGUGCUUUCACUGCAUUGGGAAGGUGCAGCUGUCUCUGGGGGAUUUUGUAGCAGCGAGGCGGUCUCUGAAGAAAGCCCUCCUGUUGGGUUCCCAGCAACCUCUGGAUAGGCAAGCAGUGAAGAAAGCUUUCAAAUAUGCUGACCGGGGUUGCAAACUAGAGGAGGAGCUGGGAGAAGAUCAGGUUAAAAGACUGAGUUCCCGUCGGGCUGUGGAGGUGACCGAGCAGCUGGGUGACCUCUGUUGUAAGGUUCUCUGCUACAGCAAAGCCCUGGAUUCUUAUCACGCUCAGCUAAAGGCUGCAGAAGCGCUCGGAAAACCUGCCAGGGAGUUGGCUGUCAUUCACGUGUCCCUGGCUGCCACCUACACUGACCUCAGACAACACGGCAAAGCAGUGGAGCACUACAGGAGGGAGCUGGCCUUAAGGCAGGGCAGCUCUACCGAGGAGUGCAGCACGUGGCUGAACAUCGCUGCGGCUCAGGAGGAGAGCGGCCGUGCCUUCGAGGACGUCGACAGCAGCUACAGCGCGGCCUCACGCUGCGCUCAGAAGUCCGGCCAGGCCGGGCUGCAGAAACGAGUGCUGAGGCUCUGGCUGGCGUCCCGGAGGCGAGGCGGCUCGUCGAACGGCGACGACACCGAGGCGAGGCUGCGGGAGCUUUGUAGUUCAGAGGGCUGGAUUCCAGACGGGAGCGACGGCGAGGAGGAUGAAGAGGAGGAGAUGGACAACAGCGAACCCCUGGAGGACAGCGACGUCAUUCUCUCGGACUCGGAUGAUGAUUUGGAGGGGUAUGACAAGAUGGUGUCAGGGCGGAGGAAGGCGGGGAGGUGGAACAAGAGGAAUGAAAAGGGCGAGACGUCUCUUCACAGAGCGUGUAUCGAUGGAAACCUGAGGCAGGUCCAGUAUCUGGUAGAACAGGGUCACCCAGUCAACCCCAGGGACUAUUGUGGCUGGACUCCCCUUCACGAGGCCUCCAACCACGGUCACUAUGACAUCGUGGCCGUGCUGCUGGAGCACGGCGCCAACGUCAACGACCCCGGCGGCCCCCUGUGCGAGGGAGUGACCCCGCUGCACGAUUCCCUCGCUUGUGGCAACUUGAAUGUUGCGAGACUCCUGGUGGAGCGAGGGGCCUCGGUCACACUACGCAACUCCAGGGGUGAAACGGCCCUGGAUACCCUGCGCCACUGGCAGAGGACGUACAGCAGAGAGCUGGACCAGGAAACCAGGCAGGAGUGUGCCGCCACAGAGAGGCUCCUCAGGAAGGCUCUAGCAGGGGGAGUGCCUGCUGCUGCGGCCCCUGCCAAGCCUUUUGAUGCCCUCCAGGACAGCCAGCUGUUUGAUGCCGAGAACUCUGAGCCGCUGUCGUCCACUGGAGGGCGCCGUUCCCCCAGCCAGGACCGGCCUCGAAGCGAGAGGGUCUCGGAGCAAAAAGCCGCCAGCCCCAAACGGCGGCAGAGCAGUGGCUCAAGUCAGCGUCUCAGAGCCAGAGGAACAGGGGCUGCGGUUCUGUACGGGAUUAACCAUAGCAGCUCAGAUGACAGCGACUCUGACUGCCCGGUCAGUCCCCUCCGUCCCGUCCGCCCUAGACACAGUUUCCCUCCAGCUCAGAGUCAAAAGGAAGCUCCCCCAAAUAAGGAACCCGCCUCAAUCCCAACCUCGGGUCGGGAGGGUGUCAGGGAGCCCCCUGCGCCUGCGCCUGCGUCCGUGUUUCAACGCGAGGAGUACCACAGCGCCAUCCGAAGCUUAGGCAGCUCCAAAACUCUUCGCCAGGGCCUCUCGCAGCCUCCGCUCUCCAGCACACCCGCCGUUUCAUCCAGCAACAAGACGGCUCUGAUUCCCGAGGAGCAGUAUCUGGCUGAUGACUGGCUGGAAGACGACAUGGAGGAAGUUCAGCCCAAGAAAAAGAGGAGGCUUCGAAUGGAGGACGACGGAAUGAGAGGGGAGGAAACGUAUUCUUCAGCAAGAAGUCAGAACUACUCGGACACAGUCAGCAGAGGUGCCGCAGUUCCCUCCUCCUCCAGCAGGAGUCACUCUGGGAGGAAGAACGGCUCGCUGAAGCCUCACCAGGUCAAAAUGACCCAGAUGCCGGGGAUGGUCAGGUUGGGCAGGCGAGAGGUGAACAGGUCGCACAGCCCCAAUGUUACAGACGACGACGACAACGCGAGACCCGACACGCCUCCACCUCCGCCACACAUCCACUUCCAGCCCCCACCUCAGUCUUUGGUUGCUCCCGUCCCCACACCACUGCCUCCACCAAUCAGGAUGAGGGUCAGAGUUCAGGAGGACGUGUUCCUCAUCCCGGUCCCACAAAGUGAGGCAGACUCCUGCACCGUGUCGUGGCUUUGUGAGCAGGCGGCUCAGCGUUACUACCAGAAAUGUGGCCUCCUGCCUCGUCUCUCGCUGCAGAAGGAAGGCGCUCUGCUCUCUCCGCACGACCUGCUGCUGGCUGUUUUGCACACCAAUGAAGAGGUUCUGGCUGAGGUUGACUCCUGGGAUCUCCCUCCUCUCCCCGAGCGCUACAAGAAGGCCUGUCAGAGCCUGGCAGUGGGCGAGAACAAGCGUGUCACCCGGCUGUGCGAGGUUCAAGAUGGCAGUUCCUCCGUGUCUGUGUCUGGCCUCAGUUUGCCCCCCUCGUCCCUCAACCCGCUCCUUCGUGCUCUGAAACUUCAGGCCAGCCUCACCGAGCUGCGUAUUUCCGGCAACCGUCUCCCCGACAACCUUCUCCCCGAACUGGUUGCCACGACGAUCACCAUGCCUCGGCUGCGGCUGCUGGACAUCUCCGCCAAUAGCGUUACGGGGGAAGGACUGGAGAAGGCUGUGAACGCUCUGAGGGGGCAGAGUCAUCAUGCGUUCCCGUGUCUAGAGGAGCUUGAUCUCAGCAUGAAUCCGCUGGGCGACGGCGUGUCUGAGUCUUUGUCCUGUCUGCUGUCCUGCUGCCCUCUCCUAACCAGGCUGUCCCUGCAGGCCUGUGGUCUCACGGCUCGUUUCCUUCAGCAGCAUCGGCUGCUGCUGGCUAACGCUCUGACAGGCACGGGCCACCUGAAGUCAGUGUGCCUAUCCCACAACGCACUGGGCUCCACCGGCUUCGAGCUGCUGUUAAAAACUCUGCCCCUCCACUGUCUCACACACCUGGACCUGUCUGCCGUCCGUAAGGGUCCUGCUGAUGUCCCGGCGCUGGAGCACCUCACCAAAGUCAUGACACAGGAUGAGUGUUCGCUGACCCACCUGAAUCUAGCAGCUAACGGUUUGACGGACAGCAGCGUAGCCGUCUUGGCCAGGUGUUUGCCGUCUUGCCCAUCCCUGGUGAGUCUGAACCUGUCAGGAAACCCGUUAGUCACAUCGGCGGGACUACAAAGCAUCCUGGCGUCUGUCAGAGAGGCCGGUCGACCACUGGCGCUUCUAAACCUCCAAGGUUGUCAGGUGUGCGGGCCCUGGGACGGUGAAUGUGUGGACGCCGAGCUAUCAGAGCUCGUCCGGGAUCUCCGUCUUUGCUCCCAAAGCCUGAACAAGCUGGACAGACAGACCUUAAAGCAGAACUGGGACAGGAGCCAGACACUCGGACGUGUCCUCGACCGUCACACCAAGUGUCUGCUCGCUACCGCAGCCUCUUCGUGAAGAAGAUGCGAGACGGUGACGGAUGUUUGGUCACCUUUAUCACUUUAUCACUGAUGACUUGGUGAUAUGUAUGCGUGUUUAUGUGUGCAUGACGACCUAAAUGUGACAGCUUCUGUUGUAUCAUGAUGAAGUGUUAUCCACACUUCACUGAAUUAAUGUAUGAUUUGAUUAAAAGUAAACUAUUAAAGUGUUCUGUAUUUUGAAAUGUA
Mugil cephalus (flathead mullet) is the source of this 4812-nucleotide messenger RNA. RefSeq names its product tonsoku-like, DNA repair protein (gene tonsl). Gene Ontology annotation, molecular function: protein binding. Bases 266 to 4603 code for a protein of 1445 amino acids. The record is from RefSeq and is a predicted model, not a curated record. The transcript is spliced from 28 exons. Lineage: Eukaryota; Metazoa; Chordata; Actinopteri; Mugiliformes; Mugilidae.